CUCAAGCAGUGUGGAACAGUGGCGCUGAACUGUACAUCGGCGUGCAAGCGGGACCUGUGUACAGCGAGACAAGCACUUUGUAUUGAGGAGAGUGCUACUCAACAAAUACAUUCCGAACUUGGAUUUAUUCACUUGAUAAUCAUGGCUGUGACUAACGCUGGGUGCGAUUUGACUUACUGCAGAAUGCGUGGGAUUAUGUCAGUUCUAACUGCUUUUAUCAAGGAGAGAAAAAUGGGUUUGAACGACUUCAUCCAGAAGCUUGUAUCCAGUCCGCAUAUUUGUCAGCAUGCUGCAGUUGAAUCAUUCCUGAAGAUUGAUGAGAACCAGAAUGAAGAAAUGGAAGCCGAGCUUGGGUCCAACUCGCUAUGUUUCAGACCCAGGAGCUCUCUGGCGGAGGAGUCUCAGAUUAAGCCGUGUGACUUCGACUACCUGAAAAUCAUUGGCAAAGGAAGCUUUGGAAAGGUUCUUCUGGCGAGGCACAAAGAGACUGCCCAGUACUAUGCCGUGAAAGUUUUGCAGAAGAAAAUGAUCAUGAAGAAGAAAGAGCACAAGCAUAUCAUGGCGGAGCGUAGCGUGCUUAUGAAGAACAUCAAACAUCCAUUCCUAGUGGGCCUGCAUUUCUCUUUCCAGACCACAGACAAGCUCUACUUUGUGCUGGACUAUGUCAACGGAGGGGAGCUGUUCUACCACCUCCAACGCGAAAGAGUGUUCCUGGAGCCUCGUGCCCGGUUCUAUGCUGCUGAGAUUGCCAGUGCCCUUGGCUACCUCCACUCUCUACACAUCGUUUACAGAGAUCUUAAGCCAGAGAACAUCCUUCUGGACUCCCAGGGCCACAUUGUCCUGACUGACUUUGGCCUCUGCAAGGAAGGGCUGGAAGCUGACGCAACAACCUCUACAUUCUGUGGAACUCCUGAGUACCUUGCACCAGAGGUUCUUCAGAAGCAAGCGUAUGACCGCACUGUGGAUUGGUGGUGCCUGGGAUCUGUUCUCUAUGAGAUGCUGUAUGGACUGCCUCCCUUUUAUAGUCGCAACACUGCUGAGAUGUACAACAACAUCCUGCACAAGGCCCUGGUGCUGAAGCCCAACGUGUCCAAUGCUGGCCGUGAACUGCUGGAGGGCCUGUUGCACAAGGAUCGCACACAGAGACUCGGAGUCAAGGAUGACUUUAUGGAACUCAAGGUUCAUGCCUUCUUCUCACCAAUCAACUGGGAUGACCUCAUGGCCAGGAAGAUCAUCCCUCCUUUUGUGCCCUCAGUGAGUGGCCCCACUGACCUGAGGCACUUUGACCCUGAGUUCACCCAUCUGCCCGUGUCGGCGUCCCUGUGCAACGGCGAGAGCUUCGCCGUGACGAGCAGCAUGCGCGAGGCCGCCGGGGCCUUCCCUGGCUUCUCCUACGGGCCUGGUCAUGACACCUUCAUGUAGGCCACGGAAUAACCCCCGGUGUCAGGGCAGAGUCUGUUCCUGGUCUAAUUUCUGAUCUCCAUUCCCUCUGGUCCUCUAUUGGCAGGAGAUGCUGCAGCGCAACGCAGAGGCAACAAAAAGGUCAUGCAUAAAGGGGGGUAGGUUUGAAACCACCACCUCUUCCCAUCACCUUUCAAUGAUGUCUUACCCCCAAACAGGCAGUACUAAAGGGGACCAUCCCAUGCUGGACAUGAGAAAGCUUGCACAAGACAGGAGAUACGUGUAAGGACUGCAAUCAUUUAAAAAGCAAUACAUUCUUUCAUCGUGAACACACCCAACUGAACCCUGAGGACUGACAGGAAGCGUGCCAAGUGUGAUAUCAUGGGUACAUGGAACGGCAGCUCUGUGGUGGCGGUUGAGGCACAGCUGCUCCCAGAGACUGUAUGGUGAAGUGCCUGAGUGUUUUUAGGCAGACAAGAUUUGGAGGAGACGACUGCAUUCAACACAGACUGUCCAGAUUUUACUCCGACGGUUGACACUGGUGUUAGCUGUUUGUGACAUGCUAUUUGUUUGAUUGUUGUUGUUUAGUUUUGACAUAUGAUCAAGAUUUUUACAUGUUCAUCAUAUAUAUUUUUUUCACAUGGCACAUCCUUUAUGUUGUUAUGGUAUGCGUUUUUUGUUAUGUUCAUGCUUAAUUGCACUCCAGGAAACAAGGGUUUAAGAGAAGUACUGUAUAUGCCUUUGUGGUUGUAUGGCGAACAAAGGGUCUUAUAUGAAUCAGAUUGCACCAUCUCAGAUAGUUCAGAUUAUGACCAUUUUGAGUGAAAUAUUACUCCAUUAUCAUCUGAUCUGCGAUAUGAAUUUAUUUAAUCUUCUGCAUGGACCAGAUAGUACAUCAAAAUCCUGCUAUUCCUAAACUGUCUCAGUUUUGAUAAUUCAAAGAGUAGGAACUAGUGGUACUCAUGUAGUAGUUUUUGAACCAUGUUUGUGUAAAAACUCUCCACCAAAGUCUGUUUGUUGUUCUAAGUCUUAUAUGUCAACACAUACAUGUAUCAUUUUCUCUUCUGACAGAAUGGAAUAGAAAUUGAAGAAAUGAAUUGUAGUUGUAUUAAUAUAUCAUAUUAACAUGAUUCUUUUUAAAAUACAUAAACCUCAGAAUGGAAAA
Molecule: messenger RNA, 2566 nt
Organism: Clupea harengus (Atlantic herring)
Lineage: Eukaryota; Metazoa; Chordata; Actinopteri; Clupeiformes; Clupeidae
Product: STKc_SGK domain-containing protein
Biological process (GO): protein phosphorylation
Molecular function (GO): protein serine/threonine kinase activity; ATP binding; phosphatidylinositol binding
Source: RefSeq, a predicted model, not a curated record